Vicia villosa (hairy vetch) is the source of this 1983-nucleotide messenger RNA. Its product is annotated as rho GTPase-activating protein 5-like. Bases 242 to 1714 code for a protein of 490 amino acids. Gene Ontology annotation, molecular function: GTPase activator activity. The record is from RefSeq and is a predicted model, not a curated record. Gene Ontology annotation, biological process: signal transduction. The transcript has 5 exons. NCBI's taxonomy places the organism in Eukaryota, Viridiplantae, Streptophyta, Magnoliopsida, Fabales, Fabaceae.
UCAAUCUUACCACCUUACUUACCUUCUCAAUCCAAUUGUCGUUCAUAAUUUCCCUCUCAACCAAACUCAUCUUUUUUCUUUCUCUUUUCUCUUCUUCUUCUUCUUCUUCCAUUUUUCACCACAGCUUUUACUUAACCAAAACCACAUCACAUUCAGUUUUUUUGCCUCACUUUCAUAUAUUCAGAUCCUUUCACCUUUAUUUAGCACCAACCCUUUAUUUCUUUCUUGCUAAUUAAGCCAAAUGACUCGCCUUUUUCGAUCCAAAUCUUGUGGUGUAGCAGGUUUCACCAUCUCAGAAUUCAACACUGUUGCACAACAAGGAAAGAAGAAAGAAGAAGAAGAAGAAGAAUUGGAAAGUGAUGAUGACAAUGAUGAUAAUGAUGAUGAGGAGGAGGAGGAGAUGGAGGAAGAGAAGUACUCAAGCAACAAUGUUUCGAGGCAUUUCACGAAAGGAUCCAACAACAAUCAUCAAAACCAGUUUGCAAUAUUGGAUAUUGUUGUUGCUGCUCUUAAGAAAUCGAUUGUUACUUGCAGUGUGGAAAGAGAGGAUGUUUCUUCUUUAGAUAUCAGCUGGCCAACAGAAGUUAGACACGUGUCACAUGUUACUUUUGAUAGGUUCAAUGGUUUCCUUGGUUUGCCUUCUGAGUUUCAACCUGAGGUUCCUACAAGGGUGCCUAGCGCAAGUGUGAAGGUAUUUGGAGUUUCUGCUAAGUCAAUGCAAUGUUCUUAUGAUGAUAGAGGGAAUAGUGUUCCAACAAUUCUGCUUAGGAUGCAAAAGCAAUUGUAUUCUGAAGGAGGUCUUCAAGCAGAAGGAAUAUUUCGAAUUACUGGUGAGAAUAGCCAAGAAGCGUUCGUUCGAGAUCAGUUAAACAAAGGUGUAGUUCCAAACGGAAUCGACGUUCAUUGUUUAUCCGGCUUGAUCAAGGCUUGGUUUCGAGAGCUUCCAACUGGUGUACUCGAUUCUCUCACACCGGAGCAAGUGAUGCUAUGCAACACAGAAGAUGAUUGUACUAACCUUGUCAAAUUGCUUCCUUCCACAGAAGCUGCACUUCUUGAUUGGGCGAUCAAUUUGAUGGCUGAUGUUGUUGAGUAUGAACAGAUCAAUAAGAUGAAUGCGCGCAAUGUAGCUAUGGUUUUUGCGCCCAAUAUGACUCAGAUGGCAGACCCUUUAACUGCAUUGAUUCAUGCGGUACAAGUUAUGAACUUCUUAAAGACAUUGAUAUUGAAGACACUUCGAGAACGAGACGAAUCGAUUUCUAAUGCAAGAUUGCUUUCAAAUAGCAUGGAUUUCACCUCCUGCAAAGACGAAUUUCCUCCUUUCAACUUCAACCGCGAGGAGUCAUCGUGUGAACUAACCGAGGACGAUUGUGACAAAAAGGCAUCAACUACCAAAAGAAAAUUCUCAAGGACUUCUACCUUAGGAAGAAUAGAAUGGAGCGUAGAGAAACUCCGAAGCUCCGAGGAAAAGAGAAAUCGAGACGAGGUAUUUAAGUCUUUCUCAGCCGAUAGCGCGACUUCUACAUUUGACAGUGGUCCGUUAGAAAAUAGUUAUAGUUACCGACGUAGAUACGACAGCGAACAUUGGCUGCGAUUGAGAAACGGCGUGCGCAAGUUAUGCAGGCACCCGGUAUUUCAAUUGAGCAGGCCAUUUAAGAAGUCGGCGAGUCUUGGCAUUGUAAAUACUAGGGACGGAGGAGGAGAAGCUUGGGCUUGAAGUUGCAUGUUUACAAGGUUUUAAUUCCUAACAUCACUGUGACUAUAAUUGCAGCCGCGACGGCUGUAUUUAGUCUUAGUUUCGCGUAAUGUUAAGAAUUGUAGCUCAACCGCGGUCGAUGUUUAAGCAUGCAUUAUAGCAUUAUAGAUGUGUAUGUGUGUGAAGAUGUACUUAGUAUAAGCAUAGUUUCAGUGUAACAUCUGCUUGAUGUUUUUAGAAGAAUGUAAGUUUAUGAGAUAUUUGAAAAUGUUAACAAAUGUUUUUGCAAA